AUGGGGUGGGGUUUGACAAGGACGCAUUGCCAAUGUAACGGCAGCUACGGUGCAUCGGCGCAGGAAUGCCCUCCAUCAAAGCAAGUCCCGUCGGCAUGCCCUCCCAUCAUAACCGCCGCAGUGAAGUCCACUUGUGGAGCAAGACGGAUGUUCGUUUCUGUCAUCAUCCUGAUCUUUUUGUUGGCCGCUAUAUAUUGGGCAUCUCUGCGCCAGCAAGCGAACCCCGGCGUACGUCGACCAAUGAGAAUUCAGCCCCAAGCUUCGCGAAAUACCGCGCCGGAGCAAACCGAGACUGUGGAAAUGUCUGAGAGAUGAGAUA
Molecule: messenger RNA, 319 nt
Organism: Pogonomyrmex barbatus (red harvester ant)
Lineage: Eukaryota; Metazoa; Arthropoda; Insecta; Hymenoptera; Formicidae
Source: RefSeq, a predicted model, not a curated record